UCACUCACCAAAGGUCAAACUUUAAGGCUAAGAAUCGUGACUAUCAGCAAGAGUUCAGUCCCUGAUCGAUCUACUACAGUACUUGUUCAAGUUCAACAUUUAAAACACUUCCGUUCAAACUGUGGACAUUUGGAUGAGUAUUUCAGGCACUUGCGUUCACUGAAGUCCCUAAUGAAUGCCCUGUGCACGGAAUACACGAGUUUAAUCGAUUAUUCUGGGAUUGACUUCCGGCUGCCUGCCGCUGAGAUGGCGACGCCGAGGGAGGAGGCACGUGGUCUUUUCAGGCAGGGCGUGCAGGCGGUCUUGGACAGCUGGGCCGUGUUGCAGAUAGCAGUUGAAAAUGGCUUUGGAGGAGCACAUAGCCAAGAGAAAGCUGAAUGGAUGGUAGGGGCUGUGGAGCAAUACUUUGAGAGCAAUGUUGACCUUGAACCAGAGGAGAUAGAGGACUUCCUUGCUGAACUGAUGAACAAUGAAUUUAACACUAUAAUAGAAGAUGGAAGCUUGGCUCAGGUAAGCCAGCAACUGUGCCUGUUUUUCAGACAGAGCCAUCAGGGAGAUACAGCAGCAAUGCUUGAUGCCAUUAUCCAUCUGGCACAGAAGAAACAAGAGGCUAGGAGGGCAGUUGCCAAAUCUCAGCCAGCUGCAGAAAGCAGCAGUGAGGAAGAACAAGAAACGGAAGAAGAGCCGAAAUGCUGGAGAUGUGGAUAUUUGGAUGCUACCUAUUACCAUAUUUGGUGGACGUGCCAUGGACUGCAGUGCUGGUUCCAGCAUGAAUGGAAUACAAAGCAAUCCAUCUCCACUGUCAGAUAGGACUACUGAAGAUGGAUGGAUGUUGGUAACCAGAAAAAAGAAAUGAAGGAAAAAACUGUGGUAGACCUGGAUAGAUGCAGCAAGCCUUGAAUUCUUGUAUAGGACACAUAAUAGGCUUCCAGAGAAGCCUGGGUACAUUGGAAGCACUUUUGUUGGCUGUAUCUUUGCUCCUGAUUUAACAGAGGCUAAAUGGAAUUUAACUUGGUGGCAUACAAUAUUUUUAAUCUUUGAAGUUUCUUCCCCUUCAAAAUUGGAGGAUGUGCUUUUGCCUCAGUAACCUUCCUGGAGUUUGAAAUGAACGUUGAACAACAAUAUAGGAUCCUUGACAGAAAAAGUUCUCCUGCUGUGUCCUGUUCACCGAUCAUCUUGUUCAAGUCAUUGGAAAGGAAGCAACUAUUUCCCCAAAGUCUAACCACCCUUACUAUGCAAAGAAAGGACUGCACUCUUACGCAAAGAAAAAAAAAAGAGUGUAACAGAAAAAAUCUUGUAUUUUAAAAAAAAAAACAAUGAAAAACAAAAUACAACAAUGAAACAAAAAGUAAAAUGGACAAUACACAAAUCAUGAUGGUAGGACACAGGAAGUUUUGGUCAAUAAAAGCUUCCCUUCCCUAACCUUUGCAGUGGCCAGCCACUAUACAAGAGCAACAAUAAAAUAUUAUUUUGGUAA
This is a messenger RNA of Crotalus tigris (Tiger rattlesnake), 1477 nucleotides long. RefSeq names its product TSR2 ribosome maturation factor (gene TSR2). The record is from RefSeq and is a predicted model, not a curated record. Gene Ontology annotation, cellular component: nucleus. The transcript has 7 exons. Bases 172 to 810 code for a protein of 212 amino acids. Gene Ontology annotation, biological process: maturation of SSU-rRNA from tricistronic rRNA transcript (SSU-rRNA, 5.8S rRNA, LSU-rRNA). NCBI's taxonomy places the organism in Eukaryota, Metazoa, Chordata, Lepidosauria, Squamata, Viperidae.